CGCACAUGACGUUGAUGACGUAUUCGGCGGUGACGGGGUGGGCGGGCAGCAGGUGCUUGCUGUGCGUACACCGGGUGUCACCGGCACCCAGCUUUCAGCUUUGGGGCGGAGGAUGGAGGCGGAGGCGCAGGCACAUAGGCCGAUUAAAGGCAUCCUGAAGAACAGAGGCUCGGAGGCCUCUGAUAUUUGUGUGGUCUCUAAGGCCGAGCUGGCGGAGGACAGAGAUGAUGACCAAAGUAAAAAGUCCCAGAAGUGGGAUGAAAUGAACAUUCUCGCUACGUAUCAUCCUUCUGAUAAAGACUAUGGAUUAAUGAAAAUAGAUGAACCUAGUACGCCUUAUCACAGGAUGAUCGGAGAUGAUGAUGAUGAUGAGGGAGCCAUGAGUGAUUCAGAAUCCAAUGAAGCUCUCACUGCAGAUGUAUUGGCUCAAAAGUUAGAAGCAGCAGAAGGAAAGGAUCCUAAAUUCUUAACUCAAGAAGAGAGUAGUGAAGAGGAAGAUGAGGAGCUGACACCAGAGGAGAGAGAAAAGAAAAAAGAAUUUGAAAUGAAAAGAAAAUUCCAUUACAAUGAGGCCAUGAAUAUCAAGCUGGCCAGGCAGUUAAUAGCAAAAGAGCUGGCUGGGGAAGAUGAAGAUGAAGAGGAUGAGGAGAUGCAAGAUAUAACAGACACAGAAGGUCACCCUGACCACCUGCAGAGUAAUGAACAAGUUCUACAGAGGCGACAGUAAUUGCACCGCUUGCUAAAGGUCUAUUUAUUGCCAUAACACUGCACACGCACUGAACUCAAGACCUAUGGACUAAAAUGAGACGCAUACGUACAAGGAUGCCUUUCUAUUGCCAAUGUUAUAUCAUGAGGAUCCUUAACUUAUAAGCCAAUGCUGAUUAAUGAUUUACAAGCUUGUCUGGCACAUUUUGUUUCCAAAGCUGGCAGAGCAGAAAUGCGGAUAUUGGUUUACACACAGAGUUAAUUACAUGCCAUGUGUUUGUCAUUUGAAGACCUGUAUAUGGCUUCUGCAUGUUAGCACUUUGGUUGAAGAUUUUGAAAAGUUGCAGUUUCAUGUAUUAUGUGACCUAAUCUGUAAGGAAAAAAAUAGCAAUUGGGCACGGAAUAGUCUCUCCAUUUUUAUAGUCUUCAAAAACGGAUAUUCUGAUCGGCUGGUUUUAGAUCUUGCCUGAUGGCUCAGUAGCCGACAAUCAUGUGGCCAUUGCUGCAAAUAUCUAUAUUUUAGUUUUUAAGUAGAUUCUUGCAGUUUUGCAUUCCUUCUAUCACAGUGGUGUUCUUGGGUAUCGAUGGGCCAGAAUUCUUCCAGCAAGUCUUUGUAACAACAGUAUUUCCUGUAACAGCUGCUGCAGAGGUGGCAUAUCGGAAGACCUCGAUGUGGGGAUGUACACAGUAUAAUCCGUGGAAACGUUUCAGAGACUCCAUGUCGUUGACUGCUCAUGUAUUUUUUGGUUUUCACAGUCCAUAACUGUUGUAGAAAAUAAACCAUCCGAAAGCUGUACAGUAUAUUAUUACAAUGCCUUUAUCCAGUUAUCUUUUGAAAAAUGUACUAUCUAAGAUGAGCAAGAAGUGAGUUAACAAGUUGCAAUGAUUACCUUCAAAUUGUGUAUUGAGUGACAAUAUAUGUGAAGUGUAUCCUGAAAUAAAUAAUUCGGGCAUUAGGGUAAA
Messenger RNA from Pseudophryne corroboree (corroboree frog), 1668 nucleotides. RefSeq names its product protein phosphatase inhibitor 2-like. The transcript is spliced from 6 exons. Gene Ontology annotation, biological process: regulation of signal transduction. The record is from RefSeq and is a predicted model, not a curated record. Gene Ontology annotation, molecular function: protein phosphatase inhibitor activity. The coding region runs from base 113 to 727 and encodes 204 amino acids. Lineage: Eukaryota; Metazoa; Chordata; Amphibia; Anura; Myobatrachidae.